CCUCAACACAACACACCCACAAACAUCAUUACCUCUCAUCUCUUCUCCCACGUUGUUUUCUCAUCUGCCACCAUGAAAGCCCUCGCACUCGCACUCUUAUUCGCUCUUUCCCUCUAUCUCCUCCCCAACCCAACUCAUUCUACGCGCAACCCCAUCCGCCUUCCCACCGCCGCUGAUGUCGCAAUAACGUCCGACAUUCCGGUGGUGGACACCGACGGAGACGAGCUCCGGCCCGGCGAAACUUAUUACAUAAUCGCCGCCACAUGGGGAGCCGGUGACGGAGCAGUGAAACUUUCAAAUUUAGUCUGGCCGACGCCGAGCAAAUGCCCAAGCGACGUGACAAUAUCGUCCAGGAACGACGGCGACCCCGUUACCAUCACGCCGGCGGACCCGAACGCCUCCGUCGUCCUGCCGUCGACUUUCCUGAGCUUCAAAUUCGACCUUCCGACGAACAAACUUUGCGUGAAUAAGCUAUACUGGGAGAUUCCACCCGGGGAAUAUUUCGUGAAGACCGGCGAGUUUGUCUCAAACCAAAGCAACCAGUUCAAGAUUGAAGCGGUACCCAACCGCGCUUACAAAAUCACUUAUUGUCCCUUUGGCGCCGACAAAUGCUACAACGUUGGCCCAGCGAUAGACGCAUGGUGGAGGACUUUUCGUUUGGCUCUGAGCGAUGAUCCCAUUGAAGUUUUGUUCAAGAAAGCUAGUACGUGAUGUGUAACCACGUACCUGUUGUAAAACAGACGCCUAUUGUACCGUAGAAUAGACGCCUAUUGUACCGGUACUAGUUACAAUAAAUAAGUAACGUUGUACGUGUAAGAAUAAACAUGCAACAAAUCCUAGCUUGAUGUGUUGUGUGACUCUAAAUAAACGUGUGGAGAAUAUUAUCUAUGUGUAAGACUUUAUGUUUAUUUUAAUUCUUCAA
Molecule: messenger RNA, 922 nt
Organism: Ipomoea nil (Japanese morning glory)
Lineage: Eukaryota; Viridiplantae; Streptophyta; Magnoliopsida; Solanales; Convolvulaceae
Product: sporamin B-like
Exons: 3
Coding region: 73-711 (212 amino acids)
Molecular function (GO): endopeptidase inhibitor activity
Source: RefSeq, a predicted model, not a curated record